UUAAAAUGCACCAAUCAGUUGUUAAGCUUGCUAGCAGCAGUCUUCAAGAUGCUGCCGUCUCCUAGCAACGAGCCAUCCGAGCCAAGCAAAAGGUGCCUGUCUCUUUAACAGGUGACUCCUCCUCCUCCUCGCACAUGUGCUAUCAAGAUGGCGGCCGUGCAGGACCGUAAGGAAGUUUACCUGGGCUUUGACUUCAGCACUCAACAGCUCAAAGUGGUCGCCAUCAAUGAAGACUUGGACGUGAUCCAUCAGAACCAUGUCCACUUUGACUCCCAACUACCCGACUUCAGGACCGAGGGGGGUGUCCACGUUGCAGCUGAUGGCCUGAGGAUCACAUCGCCUGUUCUCAUGUGGGUGAAGGCGUUGGACCUCCUCUUGGAGAAGAUGCAAAAAGAAGGCUUUGACUUCUCCAGUGUGCAAGCGCUGUCAGGCAGCGGUCAGGUGACCUAUCUUCUUCUACCUAGCUGGCUGUCAAGUGCAUUAUGGGUGAUGUUCCUCUGCCCUCUCAGCAACAUGGCAGCGUCUACUGGAGGACGGGAGCUUCUCAGACCCUUGAGCAGCUCGACCCCGCCUUCAGUCUCCACCAGCAGCUCCAGUUUCUCUGUAGGUGACUCUCCAGUGUGGAUGGACUCCAGCACUGGGCCACAGUGUGAACGCCUGCAGGAGGCAGCAGGGGGUGCUGCGAAGCUGGCUGAUCUCACAGGCUCCAGGGCUUAUGAGCGUUUCACUGGAAAUCAGAUCGCCAAAAUGUGUCAGGAGCGACCACAAGACUUCCAGGACACCGAGAGGAUCUCAUUGGUCAGCAGCUUUGCAGCGUCUCUCUUCCUGGGUGCUUACGCCGCCAUUGACUACAGUGACGGGUCUGGCAUGAACCUUUUGAACAUCAGGACCAAAAAAUGGUCUGAGGUCUGCAUGGAGGCUACCGCUCCACACCUGGACCGUCUGCUUGGGAUGCCGCUUCCCUCGGCGUCAGUGCUGGGUCCCGUUUCCUCCUACUGGGUGCACAGGUUUGGUUUUUCCAACUCAUGCAGAGUGGUGGCCUUCACUGGAGACAACCCAGCAUCUUUGGCGGGAAUGCGACUCCAGCAAGGCGACAUUGCUGUGAGCCUGGGAACUAGCGACACAGUGUUUGUGUGGCUGCAGCAUCCUCGCCCCGCCCUCGAGGGUCACGUGUUGAUCAACCCUGUCGACUGGAGACAUUUCAUGGCCUUGUUAUGCUUCAAGAACGGAUCAUUGACCAGAGAACGCGUGAGGAACCGCUGUGCUGAAGGAUCAUGGGAAGUCUUCUCAGCUGCCUUGAGAGAGACUCCUCUCGGAAACGAUGGCUACAUUGGCUUUUAUUUUGAUGUCCUGGAGAUUCUGCCCCGUGCUGUUGGAAUUCAUAUCUUUGAUGCGGAUGACAACAAGGUGUCGUCAUUGAGUGCUCAGGCGGAGGUGCGAGCGCUGGUGGAGGGUCAGUUCCUGUCACGGAGGCUCCAUGCAGAGCUCCUUGGUUACUCCAUCAUUCCAGGAAGUCGAGUUUUGGCAACGGGAGGAGCAUCGUGUAACAAAGACAUCUUGCAGGUGUUGUCAGACGUGUUCAACGCUCCAGUGUACACCAUUGAUGUGUCCAACUCGGCCUGUCUUGGCUCCGCCUACAGAGCAAUGCACGGCGUCGUUGACCAAUCAGGACUUUCCUUCUUCGAUGUGCUGAAGAAAGCUCCGGAAGCACGACUUGUUGCCACACCACAGCCUACUGCACAACAGGUGUACAAUGACAUGCUGCGGCGCUAUGCCCAAUUGGAGAAGAGAGUCCUGCAGGAGCCUCACCCCUCAGAUGUGGCUGCCAAUCUAAUUGGAUGAUAGGAGUCGAGAGAAAGCUUUUCUCACUCUUCGUGCUUUAUGGAAAACACCAGAGAGUUGACCUGCCCUCGGAGGAAUGCAUUAGACAACAAUGGCCUGGAAAACAUUGCCCAGGAAGGCCUCAUUCACAACCGCCACACCUUCAGUCCCCUGCGCCCCCAAACAAGCGCCCUCUUGCCACAUUUCCAUCCAAUUUCCACUGCAGAACGUGUUCAUUUUCAGCCUAAUGGCAUGUCAUUUUGCCCCAGCCUUUGGUCAAGAAUUAAUCCUGGAAUCAAAACAGAUUUUCCAGGCAGCAAUCUUCCAUCAAGUAUUGAUUUUUUUUUUCUUUUUACACUGGCCGAGCCUGUACUCCCUAAUUUAAGCUGACAGGCAGCAGCACAAUGGAGCACCUUGGCAUCUCUCUCCCUCUUCCCCUCAGAUGUACACAACAUGGAACACUGUGAGAGAACACACCCAUCUCCCUGCUUUAGCCUCAAUUAUCUCUUAGGACCGACCUGGCCAGGUGCGGCCAUCAUCAGCUAUCAUUACUGGCCUGUUGACAUGCUACGGCUGUGUUUGAGUGAUUUUCUCCCUGCAGCCGUUUUACACAAGAAGGCGCAAUAACCCCCCCACUAAUAAGAUAGCAAAGAUGUGUCCAAGCGUGUCAUUCCUCUAUGUGCCCUCACAUAUGCAAUCAUCAUGCAUGGAGAGGAUGAUGGAGGCCAGCUUGUUUUCCUCUCACUCUUAAAGCUACCCUCACGCACUUUACCACUAGACCUUUUCACUUAAUUAUUCAUCUUGGCUCAAGAGCAGUUCAAUAUUUACAUGAUGUGGCAUAUACAUUACAGUGUAUCAUCACAACACGGAACAGAAUUUUUCCACUUAAGAAUUCACGAGAAUAGUUUUCUGUUCCAGGGUCAAACUUUUGCCACAAUAAUGCAUUUAAAUACAUUAAGUCAUGUUUCUCUGUGACCUUUUAGCAUUUUACCAGCAUUAAUUGUCAUGUAAGUGCAAAGAGGAAUGAUGCAAGUUACUGUUGUUGAUCAAACAAAUAAAACCUAACCUUUUG
Doryrhamphus excisus (bluestripe pipefish) is the source of this 2893-nucleotide messenger RNA. The record is from RefSeq and is a predicted model, not a curated record. NCBI's taxonomy places the organism in Eukaryota, Metazoa, Chordata, Actinopteri, Syngnathiformes, Syngnathidae.